AUGUCUGACGGCACGUUGUCCAUCAAAGACUCCCGCACGGGAAGGGACUAUGAGAUCCCCAUUCGCGACAAUGCCAUUCUAGCCACAUCCCUGAAGCAGAUUAAAGGACCGGCUGAGACGGCCAAUCCUGCUGAUAAGGUUGCCGGAGGUUUGCGAUGCUACGACCCGGGCCUAAAAAACACUGCGCCAAUCAAAUCAAGUCUGACAUGGAUUGAUGGCGAGAAGGGCGUUUUGCUUUUUCAGGGUUACUCCAUUGAGCAGUUGUGGGACUGUGACUUCGAGGAUAUCUUGCAUCUGAUGCUCAGGGGGGACCUUCCCUCACUUUCUCAGAGGGAGGGUUUUCGCCAACGAAUCGCCAACGCCAUGCGGGAUAUCCCUCAGAGCGUGGUGGAUGUUGUCCGGUCUUUCCCACGCUCUUCUCCAAUGAUGCCUGUUGUCAUGGCGGGUCUGUCCUGCUAUGUCGGCAACCAACCGGACUCCAUCCCUGCAAAUCGAGGCGGCAACAUCUAUCAUGGUAAUGGAAAUCAAGUGGAUGCUGGCAUCAUUCGCACGGUGGCUGCCUUCGCAGUCGUGGUGGGCCUGGCGGCCAGCCAUCUCAAGGGCACAUCUUUUUGUCUGCCUUCCAGGGAUCGCACUUUCUAUGAGAACCUCUUCGUGAUGAUGGGCCACGUCGACCCAAGCACUGGCGAGCCCAACCACACGCAGUUGUCCUGCUUUCGGCACUUUGGCGCCCUUAGUGUCGACCAUGGUCUCAGCAACUCAACUCUAACCCUCCUAGUGACAGCGUCUACUCUCCCGGACCCCACCUCGGCCCUCAUCAGUGCGCUAGCGUCUGCAUAUGGUCCACUGCAUUUCGGGGCGUCCGAAUCUGCCUUCCGCGUCAUGACUGAACUCGGAAGCCCGGACCGCGUGCCCGCUCUGAUCAAGGAGGUGAAGCAGGGGAAGCGGCGACUCUUUGGCUACGGGCAUCGGAGCUACAAGACUGUCGACCCACGAAUUCGUCCCAUCCAGAAGCUACUGCAAAUGCUGGACGCACAAUCGAAUCCACUGUUCGCAGUGGCCCAGGAAAUCGACCGAGUUGCCUCGCAAGAUGAAUAUUUUGUGUCGCGCGGCUUGAAGGCGAAUGCAGAUCUGUACGGACAAUUCUUCUAUACGGCCAUGGGCUGGCCGCCGUCCUUUAUCCCACUCAUGAUGAUCAUCCAUCGUCUACCUGGGUUGAUGGGCCACUGGCGUAACGCCAUGUUGUCCGAGAUUAUGGUCUAUCGGCCGCCCCAUCUUUAUGUUGGUCCUGUUGAAAAGCGGGCCCCCUUGUCAGCUAAGCUUUGA
This is a messenger RNA of Aspergillus glaucus CBS 516.65, 1326 nucleotides long. RefSeq lists its product as uncharacterized. The transcript has 5 exons. Gene Ontology annotation, cellular component: mitochondrial matrix. The record is from RefSeq and is a predicted model, not a curated record. Lineage: Eukaryota; Fungi; Ascomycota; Eurotiomycetes; Eurotiales; Aspergillaceae. Gene Ontology annotation, biological process: carbohydrate metabolic process; tricarboxylic acid cycle. Bases 1 to 1326 code for a protein of 441 amino acids.